Cyprinodon tularosa is the source of this 1585-nucleotide messenger RNA. RefSeq names its product acyl-CoA dehydrogenase long chain (gene acadl). Bases 1 to 1332 code for a protein of 443 amino acids. NCBI's taxonomy places the organism in Eukaryota, Metazoa, Chordata, Actinopteri, Cyprinodontiformes, Cyprinodontidae. Gene Ontology annotation, cellular component: mitochondrion. The record is from RefSeq and is a predicted model, not a curated record. The transcript has 10 exons. Gene Ontology annotation, molecular function: flavin adenine dinucleotide binding; long-chain fatty acyl-CoA dehydrogenase activity. Gene Ontology annotation, biological process: long-chain fatty acid catabolic process; fatty acid beta-oxidation using acyl-CoA dehydrogenase; carnitine metabolic process, CoA-linked.
AUGUUCUUAAAGAAAGCUUUUAAAUCGUGUUUGUUUGGAGUUAAACAUGUCUCCAGACGAGGACAGGCGCUUCCUGCAGCCGCUGCCAGGAAGCAGCACACUGAGGCUCAGCAGCAAGGGACGCCUCGUGUCGCCUCGAUCCGACCAGAGACCUCCAGCGCCAGAACCCUGAUGGACAUCGGGACUCGUCGCAUCUUUAACGAGGACCACGAUAUCUUCAGGCAAAGCGUUCGCCGUUUCUUCCAAGAGGAAGUUGUUCCACACCACAAAGAGUGGGAAAAAGCGGGCCAGGUGAGCAGGGAGGUGUGGGAAAAGGCUGGAGAGCUAGGUCUGCUCGGGUUGAUGGUACCGGAGGAGCAUGGUGGCAUUGGAGGGGAUGUGUUUUCUGCAGCCAUCACAUGGGAAGAGCAAAUGUACACCAACUGCACGGGUCCGGGUUUUGCUUUGCACUCGGACAUAGUCAUGCCUUACAUCGUAAACUAUGGGACUAAGGAGCAGAUCGAACGCUUCGUUCCCACUAUGACUGCUGGGAAAUGCAUUGGGGCGAUCGCAAUGACUGAGCCUGGAGCCGGCAGUGACCUUCAGGGUGUGAGGACAUAUGCCAAGAAGGACGGCAGUGACUGGAUCCUGAAUGGCAACAAAGUAUUCAUCACUAACGGUUGGAUGGCCGAUGUGGUGGUGGUGGUGACCGUGACAAACCGCGAGGCAAAGGCAGCUGCACAUGGCAUCAGUCUGUUCCUUGUGGAAAAUGGCAUGAAGGGCUUCCAAAAAGGACGGAAACUUGAGAAAAUAGGCCUGAAGGCACAGGACACGGCGGAACUUUUUUUUGAGGAUGUGCGGCUUCCAGCUAGUGCUCUUCUGGGUGAACUCAACAAGGGUUUCUACUACCUGAUGAAUGAACUGCCACAGGAGCGUCUAGUGAUUGCUGACAUGGCCAUAUCCAGCUGUGAGUUCAUGUUUGAGGAGACCAGGAACUAUGUUAUGCAGAGGAAGGCUUUUGGAAAGACCAUCGCUCAUCUACAGACGGUGCAGCACAAGCUGGCUGAGCUGAAGACAGAGAUCUGCGUUGGCCGUGCCUUCAUCGAUAACUGCCUUACGCUGCUUUCCGAGAAACGCCUGGAUCCAUCCACAGCAUCUAUGGCCAAGUUCUGGGCGUCGGAUCUUCAGAACAAAGUGGCCACCCAGUGCCUGCAGCUCCAUGGAGGAUGGGGCUAUAUGUGGGAAUACCCUAUUGCUAAGGCGUUUGUGGACUCACGCAUUCAGCCCAUCUACGGAGGAACUAAUGAGAUCAUGAAGGAGCUGAUUGCACGCAGCAUCGUUAGUCAGAAGUGAGACUCUUGGGUGUCUGAUGUAAACAAAGCGCCGGGUGAAGCGGGAUGAAACCUUUUGGAACAAAGAACCACUUCCGGACUCAGUCUGGAAUUUUCUUGUAGAUUCUGUUCUUCAGUUGAUGUAAUUUAUCUAAUUUAUAAUAAAAAAAAUUAUGAUUUUAGAUAAAAGGGAAGAAUUGUACUGUAAUCUGAUCUGUUAUUGUCUUUCUUUGUCAGAUCUGUACACAAAAUAAAUGAAUAAGGGAUUUAAAGUA